Molecule: messenger RNA, 6098 nt
Organism: Stegostoma tigrinum
Lineage: Eukaryota; Metazoa; Chordata; Chondrichthyes; Orectolobiformes; Stegostomatidae
Gene: cyp19a1a
Product: aromatase
Exons: 10
Coding region: 305-1846 (513 amino acids)
Molecular function (GO): iron ion binding; heme binding; monooxygenase activity
Source: RefSeq, a predicted model, not a curated record
GAAAGCCAGAGAGCUGCUCUUAUUGACUCGUGUUGCUGUUCCAUUUUGUUGAAAUAACUUUGGAAUGAUUUCAGCAGUGUAGGCAUCUCGAAACAGAACCCCCGUAAACACUGACUGUUUUCACAGUAUUUGCAUUCCCUUCGGAGUAUUGGCUGUGAGUUCGAGUGUUAUGGGUUCAGCAAGAUCCAAAGCUGACUCUCCAGUGCUGUCAGAUGUGCUGCCUUUUGGGUCAGACAUUGAACUGAAGCUUUGCCUAUUGUCUGGCCAAUGAGAAAGACCCCAUCUUGAAAGAGCUUAUGUCGAAAUGAGGCGGUUUGCCCUGGGUGAUUCGCUGUUGCAGAUAUCAAAACCAGCCCGCCUGAAUCUAACCAUUGGGGUAGUGCCUGAAAUGGGAUCGAGGGCCACAGCUCCUCUGCUGCUUUUCCUGGGGCUGCUGUUCAUUUUUGUCAAGACUACCCAAAAGAAAGCAACUUUUCCAGGUCCUUCUUUCUGUCUGGGUGUUGGACCUCUCAUCUCUUAUGGUCGAUUCUUGUGGAUGGGAAUUGGCAGAGCCAGCAACUACUACAAUGAAAAAUAUGGCGAGAUAGUGAGAGUGUGGAUCCAUGGUGAGGAAACCCUUAUUAUUAGCAGAUCCUCUGCUGUGAACCAUGUGAUGAGGAAAGGGCACUAUAUAUCCAGGUUCGGAAACAAACUGGCACUUAAGUGCAUUGGCAUGAACGAAAAUGGCAUAAUCUUCAACAAUAAUCCCUCCAUUUGGAAAAUGACGCGUCCAUAUUUUGCAAAAGCCUUGACUGGCCCAGGUCUUCAGAGGACUCUCGCUGUGAGCGUGGAAUCUACUCGUAAUCACUUGGAUAAAUUACUGAAGAGCACUACAACUACUAGCACUACAGCCUGUGUGGAUAUCCUGCUGUUCCUGAGAUCUAUCACACUAGACAUUUCCAACAGACUGUUUCUCAGAGUUCCACUGCAUGAGGGACAAAUUGUGUCUAAAAUUCAGAAGUAUUUCGACACAUGGCAAACCCUCUUGCUGAAGCCAGACAUUUUCUUCAAGUUCAAGUGGAUAUAUAAAAAAUAUGAAAAAGCUGCCCAGGAUCUACAAGAUGCAGUGGAAGAACUGCUGCUGAAGAAACAGCAGGAACUGCAAGAAGCUGAAAAACUGCAAGACAUCACUGACUUUGCGACUGACCUGAUUUUUGCACAGACACAUGGGAAACUGACUGCGGAGAAUGUGAGGCAGAGUCUGCUAGAAAUUCUAAUCGCAGGACCCGACACAAUGUCUGUCAGCAUCUUUUUUAUGCUAACGCUUAUUACACAACACCCUGAAGUGGAAAAGAAAAUAGUUGAAGAGAUUCAAGAAGUUACAGGUGAACGAGAGGUACAGAACAGUGACCUACAGCAACUGAAGACGGUGGAGAACUUUAUUAAUGAGAGUAUGAGGUACCAACCUGUGGUGGACUUCACUAUGCGCAAGGCCCUUAAAGAUGAUGAGAUCGAUGGCUACCCAGUUAAAAAAGGCACCAAUAUUAUCCUUAACCUGGGCCGUAUGCACAAAGAUGAAUUCUUUCUCAAGCCAAAUGAGUUCAACCUGGAAAACUUUGCACAAAAUGUUCCACAUCGCUACUUCCAGCCAUUUGGCUGUGGUCCUCGGUCUUGCGUGGGAAAAUAUACCGCCAUGGUGAUGAUGAAAGGUAUCUUGGUGACCAUGCUGAAGAGGUACAGAGUGCAUUCACAUAAUGGAACAACACUAGAAGAUCUCAAAAAUAAUCAUGACCUGUCCUACCUGCCCAGUGAAUCACAUUCACUUCCCCGAAUGAUUUUUAUCCCAAGGAAUCAAGCAGAGGCCUAAGGUCCUAAUUUCAAUGCAAGCAGCAUGCAUAAGGUUUCAUUAGCAUGGUGCAGAGUGACUGGAGGGAAAUCAUACAAAUUAAAUGUGCUGUCUUUUCAUAAAAGUUAAACCAAAGUGCUGGUUAGCAUUAGGAUUCAAAUCUUUGUGGUAAAAAGAUUUUUCUUCCUUCUUUACAUCCACUAGAAUUAUUGUUCUAGGGAUAGCCUUGAAAUAAAACACUCUAUUUGCAAUAAUGGAUUAUCAUUUUUAAGUUGUAGCUUCUGUUAACACCUUCAACCCUAUCCAGGACUCAUCCAGCCUACAGGGAGCAGCAACCUGGGAGUGGGUGAGAUGUAGGGAGGGCAAAAUCAGCACAAGUGACAAGCCAGAAAGCAUGACUGAUCAGCUUCGUUGAGAGAUCUCAGACCUCUCCAUGUUGUCUUUACAGCAGAAGGAAGAAGCAUAUUGGGAUGCAUUAGCAGUGCAAAGAUUCAGGGAGAAGGGAAGUGUGAUGAUGGAAUUAAAAAGGAUAUUAUAUUCAUAAUUCAGUUCAAUUUAUGUUUUUAAGGGUCAAUUCCUUAUUUCACCUGUCCUGCACAUAUUUUUACUACAUACGUACAAUAGCACUCAAUGUUAAGUUAAUAGAUGUAGAAAAGAAUACUGACAAAUGGAAACAAAAUUAGCAUGACUGAGGGGGAUACAGAGAGAAAAAAAACCUUCAAGAAGAGAAUGGUAAGAGAGAAAUGUAGCUGAUAGUAAAGAUAAAAGAGAAGAGCAUUGUUAAUUCUGUUUUGAAGGAGAGAGGGGCUAAGGUCUAUUCUAUAUUAAGGAAAGAAGGUGAAUUCUAUUCUCUGAGGGUAGGUUGUACUGUGCUGGGAUGCCAGAAACAUGUACCUCCCACAUCUGCAAGAAUGCUCCAUUGAGAGUAGAGGCAACCUCCCUGCGUGGUCAGACUUCAGGGCAGCUGGAGAUAGCGACAUCAGACUUUCUGUGCAUGGAAUAUUUCAAAAUGUUUGUAUUUUAAAGACUGAAACCUACUUAAGAAGGCUCCUUAUUUAGGAAAUAGCAGAAUAUUUUUUCAUAUUGCACAGAGAUGUCAUAAUCAUGAAUGGUAUAAUGUACUCUUUUACAGACUUUAUGGCUUUCUACCUGAUUUUACAUUUUGGGCCAGACAAAGUCUUAUUAAAAUGUUCAGUAUUCAGAACACUGUCAACAUCUUCUCCACUGGGACAGAACACCAAGUAUCCAUUUUGAUGAAGCCACAAUGAAGUUGUUGUUGUGGCUGGGCCUAUAAUGUUUUCUCUCAUAUUUUAAACAAACAUGGAAUCAAGGUGAAACAUUAUGAUUACUUACAAGUGAAACAGCAGUUCAAGGCACUACUAGCACUCUACUUUCCGCUGCCUAAUUGCCAAAUGGAAACCAAUCCUCUUCCAAACUGCAUAGCUCCUUUAGGACUGAAGCAAAGUGAAAAACCUGGGAGGAGGGGAUAUAGUUGUAGAUGGAAUGUAAUCCCAAAUAUUUAUUGAUGGUAUUGGCAAUUGGCAUUACUGAAAUGCCCAUCUGACUGAAAAUUUACCUUUUUCCCAAGUAUUGCUAACUAAGGUUUCCACGUUUUAGUUAUAAAUCCCAAUUGUAAAAGUGAAAACUAUCUCAAAACCAAAACUAAAACCAAUGAUUGGAUCUAACUUAUGAGAUGUCCUCAGAAUUUCUGUACACUUAAGAUGAAGACAACAAUUGCUGGGCACUGUAAUGAAUUCUUGGCUAGUUGUGUAAGAAAUGGAAAUCUCAAAUCUAUAGGACCUUCGGAUUAUAAUGUCUAGGUCGAUCAUUUUAAAAGGAAUCUUGAGGGUAAUUAGUGAUAAAGAGUUAUAUCGGCUUGGCCUCAUUUUGUGCUAUUCAUUUCAGCUCAUUCGAUUGAAAAUCGAGUUUGCAGACAUGAGUGUGUAUUAUUGUGUACACACAAGUGUGUAUAUAUAGCACUUUUCAUAACCUCAAAGUGUGCCCAAAGCUUCUUGCAGCCAAUAAAAAAUGUUAAAAUCAUGAUCACUAUUGCAAUACAAGAGGCACUAUCACUAACUUGUGCAAAGCAAGGGACCAAAAACAUUGAUGUAAUCAUUACCAGACAUAGUCGGAAUUAUACAUCGGCUGAGUGAUAAAUCGUAGCCAGAGCCUUGAAAGCAACUCUUGUGUUCAAUUUCAAAAUUGUAUCGUCGGUUCUUUCAUGUCCAUGCAUCUCCUCAAUUUAAUGUUCUUUCCCAGUGUUUGGGCCAACACUGCAGCAUUCUACUCUGGUUGGAGUGUCAGCAUUGAUGUGCUCAGCCUCUGACAUGAGAGUUGAAUCUAUUGGUUUCUGACUUGAAGGUGGAAGUGAUGCCACUGAACCACAAAUUAUUUCCUUUUAUAAAUCGAAUUGUGGGCAAUGUACCCAUGAUGUGACUUCCCUGAUUCAGUCAGAGACUUUUGUCUCUGAGCCAUAAGAUUCACAUCACUCUCUGGAAGACUUGAGCAUAAAAUGUAGGCUGAUAUUCCAAAUACAACACUAAGGGAAUGCUGCACUGUCAUAGGUGCCACCUUUUGAAUGAGACAUUUAAACACAUCUGUUCCCCCAGGUGGUUGCAGAAGAUCUCUAGCUUUAUUUCCUGAAGAACCCUGACAUUCUGGCCAAUGGCCAUUCCUCAAUCAGCAUAACAAAACAUGCAGAUUAUCUCAUCAUUAUAAUAUUGUGCUUUUUGGUGCUUGCUAUGUGGCCUAUUCCCUAUUUUACAAUGGUGACUACAUUAUGCAAGAGCAUUAGGAGAUCUUAAGGUUGUCAAAGGUGUUGACAAGAUGGUCCCCAGUUGCACAAAUGUAAAAAAUCAAUCUUUUGUACCUGGCAAAAUUCAAAAUAAAAGCCCAAAAUAUUGCCUAAAAUCCCAUAAAUUACCAGUAAUUGAAAUUCAAAAUAUCUCCUGACCACUCUGCAAACAUAUAAGUAUUUUGAAUAGCCGGUUGUCACAGGCAAAGGGGCAAUGGCUCUGAACUUAUGUGAUGAUUGUUUCUCUCUUAAGUCUGAGACAGUGAGGCAUUGUUUCAUUUACUCUUGUCCCUCUUUCAUUCCAGCCUCUCACUGAGAUAAGUCAAAAGGUGUUUCCAAAUCCUGUUUAUCUGACCUGAAUUUUCAAGUAAACUCACCACUGAAAUCUUUAAAAUAAAAUCAAAGAUAAUGUUUAUGAACAAAACAUAUAGAGCACAGGGAAUUGCUUCACGACUCCACACGUACACAUAAGCACUCAGGAAAUUAAGAGAGACAGGACAGAUGAUGGGAUAUAAAUGAAAAGUUUUAGUAAACUGAGAGGUACUAAAAUCAGUUCACGUGAUUUUCAACUUCCUGACGGUCAGAGUCUAAUAAUAACUUCCUCGAUGAGCUGUGUCCAGUAGCUUUUCACUUUGCAGGCAAAGUAUAGGUUUCCUUCCAGUCAGCAGCCUGGAGACAGGGAUGGAGAGUUUGAGGUUGGCAGCCAGCUCAACCUUGGGUGUUGAUCUCCCUCUGGAGGUCAAAUACCAACUGACUGGCUUCCAUUGCGAGGUGGCCUAAAUAAAGCAUUAGUCUCAUUUUAGCAUAAUUUGUCUUAAGGUUUCUCAUUUGUCCAGAGCUUGCUGGAAGCAGACAGCUCAUCUCCAAGUCCUCUAUCAGCUUUAGCAGAAAUAUCUAUGCAAAGCAAGGUGCUCAGAAGCUUUUGAAAACACAAGCAUGUCUUCUGAGUCCAGCAAAAUGGUCAACUUUUAAAUGAAACAGAUAUUGAACAUAAACAUUUCAAAGAGAAUUGAGUUUUGUUUGGGGUUUCUCUUUGUGUUCUCUGGUCGUGACACAAUGCAAUUAAAUCAGUAUCUCAAAUGAUCUUACCUUACAAAACAUCUAAUAAUCUCAACCUUGAAUUUUCCAUUGGCUCCUAUGUCUGAAGAAUAUUGACCAAGAUUUUGCAAUUGUAAUAACAAUGAAACUUCAACAUUUGACCUCAUCAUCACUCCUCUAAAACUGGAGACCACAAUUAUAGAUGGAAAUGCCGAACUUGCUGUCAGUGAUUCCAUGUUUCUCACUAGGAUUCAUGGAACAUCUCCUCCCAGACUGAGUCUGUGGUCAGUAAAAAGUACAGAAGGAAUGAAAAUUUGCCCUUCUAUUCAUCUUUUUGUAAAACUCAUUGAAUAACAUCAGCUGGGCCUUAAAAAAAUUAAGUUCAUAAUUAUUUAUGAAAAAUCUCUGGCUCUGGAAACCUACAUUUUUAUUUGUGGAAUA